AUGGCUUCUUACUUGUUUUCACUGUCUCUAUCAGGUGUGGCUCUUACUUUCUUCACUGACUUCCGUUCUAUGCUUGUGAAUUUUUCAAACUUGUCUCACCAAGAAAGAGACCUUUUGAGCUCUUCAACAGCUUCUGAAUUUGAUUCUGCAAUGCGUGGUCUUUCAGAUCCUGAUGAAUGUCUCUGGAGAAUUUUUAAUAGAUCUGUAAAAAAUGCUGGGGUUAUAGAUGAAAGUGAGUUUGAGUUUGCAGAAUAUAUAUGUGAGAGCAAGGUGUCUUUGGGUUCUGCAAACUUGCAAUGGACUAAUGAGGAUUUGAUGUCAAAACCUAAAGCACUAUCAUCUGGAGAUGGACAGCUGUUAAUAAUACAGACUCUAGUUCAGGACAGCGCAUGCUUAAGAAAGAAAAAGUUUUUUGGAACAGCCCUUACUCUGGGGUCCCUGGUGUUGUGGAGUGAUGAUUUUGAAGGCAAGGGUGAUUUCGGCCAGUAUCGUUCUAGGCUGUUGGAGCUGGUCAAAUUUGUCUCCUCUAACAAGCCUCUCAUAGCUGGUGUUAAAGUUUCUGAAAGAGUUAUUGCAAUUAUUAAAAGUCUCUUGAGUUCUCCAACACCUGCUCAGGAUUUAGCUGUGAUGGAAAGCAUGCAAUCUGCUCUAGAAAAUGUGGGGAGUGCAGGUUUUGAUGGACCCAAUGAAGUUGGUGGGGCACUUCUGAAGUUCAUGUUGCCCUGUGCAGAAUAUUUGAAGGAUCCUGCAACGAGUAGGGCACGCCAUGCAAGAUUACAGAUUUGUGCAUCAUUAUUAGAAUGGCCAAAGCUGCUGAUAAAAGUGUUCUGCUCACAUGAAGGUGACUUCUUUUAUUGGCAAAAAAGUGACAUGUACUAUUGGGGUAUGGAAUUGACUGGUUAUUGGAAAAUAAAGAUGGAGAUUAAUCUGAGUAGGAGAUGGAAGGUGUUGCAUCGUAGUGAACAUAAUCUUCUAGGGGAAGCAUUUCUUGUUAUGGCUUCUGCUGCUGGGAUUCAGCAGCAGCAAGAAGUUUUGGCCUGGUUACUUGAACCUUUGAGCCAACAAUGGACACAGCUGAGUGGCAAAAUAAUUACGUCUGAUCCACUAGGUCUUGUUUGCUUGUGCUCUGACACAUCAUUCAUGUGGUCACUUUUUCACACGGUGACAUUCUUUGAGAAGGCACUUAAAAGAAGUGGAACAAGAAAAGGCAGUAUGAAUUUACAGAACAACUCAGCUGAAAGUUCAAAUUUUCUUCAUCCAAUGGCUUUCAUCUUUCUGGAUGCUACCUCCUCUCUGAAACUCCUUGUGCUAUACAUUCCAUUUGGUCUCCGUCCAACAUCAAAUGUUGCCGCAGAGUUUGAGACUAGCCGGGAAGGAUAUGGAGAGCCUAAUGAAUCUGAUAUACGAAAUGGUUUAAAGGGUGUCAGAGACAGGGGUAAGUAUGGUUUGGGUUUGCCUGUGGCAUGGAAGCUAGUUUUUUAUGUUCCUUUUGAACCACAAAGAACUUGCCUUCCAGUGUUCGGAUUUCCAUACAAGCUUUCACGGACAGAUGGUGAAGCCGUGACAAAGUUUCUUCCUUCUGUACUGCGUGCUGACUGGUUGGUCUCUGUCGCGAAAUAUUCGUAUAUAUGUGUGAGGGAUCCAGCUCCAAGGCAGGCUUUGAGAAUGGACUAUUAUUCUAUUAGAAAAGAGGCAAAAUUGAAAAUGUGCUCCUUACGUGCUAUCUGUUAUUUGCAGGUAAAAACAGGAGAGAUACGGUUUUUGGCGAGCACAUCAUUCCUUCUAGUGAAAAAGGAUUGGUCUUCUGAAAUCCGAUUACAUGCAUUUAAAAUGCUCCAGCACUUGGUCCGAUUACGGUGGGAGGAAUUGAACCCUACAGAACGUAGGGACUUUGCAAAUGUUGCAGUCGACUUAAUGUCUGAGAUUGCAGAUCCUUGUGAAGAAUGGGCUUUGAAAAGUCAGACAGCUGCCCUUCUUGCUGAGAUAGUUAGAAGAGAAGGCAUAAAUCUGUGGCAAGAGCUAUUUCCAUCUCUAGUUUCUUUAUCCAGCAAGGGUCCCAUACAAGCUGAGUUGGUUUCAAUGAUGCUAAGGUGGCUUCCUGAAGAUAUUACAGUUCACAAUGAAGAUCUAGAAGGUGAUCGACGUAGACUGCUUUUGCGGGGACUUACUCAAUCUUUGCCUGAAAUUUUGCCUUUAUUGUACACUUUACUGGAAAGACACUUUGGAGCUGCAAUAAGUGAAGUUGGUAGACAACAAUUAGACAUUGCAAAGCAGCAUGCAGCUGCAGUAACAGCUACUUUGAAUGCUAUAAACGCAUACGCUGAAUGGGCUCCUUUGCCUGAUCUUGCUAAAUAUGGCAUCAUUCAUGGGUGUGGCUUCUUACUUUCUUCACCUGACUUCCGUCUUCAUGCUUGUGAAUUUUUCAAACUUGUCUCACCAAGAAAGAGACCUUUUGAUGCUUCUUCAUCAGCUUCUGAAUUUGAUUCUGCAAUGCAUGAUGUCUUUCAGAUCCUGAUGAAUGUCUCUGGAGAAUUUUUACAUAGAUCUGUAACAAAUGCUGGGGUUAUAGAUGAAAGUGAGUUUGAGUUUGCAGAAUAUAUAUGUGAGAGCAUGGUGUCUUUGGGUUCUGCAAACUUGCAAUGUAUUUCUGGUGAUGACGCUAAACUUACUAUUUACCUACAGCAGAUGCUAGGGUAUUUUCAACAUUUGAAGGUAGCCCUUCAUUUCCAAUCCCUAUUAUUUUGGCUGGGACUAAUGAGAGAUUUGAUGUCAAAACCUAAAGCACUAUCAUCUGGAGAUGGAUCAGCUGUUAAUAAUACAGACUCUAGUUCAGGACAGGUUGAUAAUGAAAAGAGAAAGAUUUUGAGUUUCGUGAAUGAUGAUGUUUGUAGUGCAAUUCUCGACAUAUCUUUCCAGCGCAUGCUUAAGAAAGAAAAAGUUUUUCCUGGAACAGCCCUUACUCUGGGGUCCCUGGUGUUGUGGAGUGAUGAUUUUGAAGGCAAGGGUGAUUUCGGCCAGUAUCGUUCUAGGCUGUUGGAGCUGGUCAAAUUUGUCUCCUCUAACAAGCCUCUCAUAGCUGGUGUUAAAGUUUCUGAAAGAGUUAUUGCAAUCAUUAAAAGUCUCUUGAGUUCUCCAACACCUGCUCAGGAUUUAGCUGUGAUGGAAAGCAUGCAAUCUGCUCUAGAAAAUGUUGUGAGUGCAGUUUUUGAUGGACCCAAUGAAGUUGGUGGGGCCACUUCUGAAGUUCAUGUUGCCCUGUGCAGAAUAUUUGAAGGUUUACUUCAACAACUUCUUUCUUUGAAGUGGACUGAACCACCCCUGGUGGAAGCUCUCGGGAACUAUUUAAUUGCACUGGGCCCCUUUCUGAAACAUUUUCCAGAUGCAGUUGGGAGUGUCAUCAACAAACUGUUUGAGCUUCUAACUUCACUUCCAUUUGUUGUUAAGGAUCCUGCAACGAGUAGGGCACGCCAUGCAAGAUUACAGAUUUGUGCAUCAUUUAUUAGAAUGGCCAAAGCUGCUGAUAAAAGUGUUCUGCCUCACAUGAAGGGCAUAGCUGACACCAUGGCAUAUUUGCAAAGAGAAGGUUGUUUGCAUCGUAGUGAACAUAAUCUUCUAGGGGAAGCAUUUCUUGUUAUGGCUUCUGCUGCUGGGAUUCAGCAGCAGCAAGAAGUUUUGGCCUGGUUACUUGAACCUUUGAGCCAACAAUGGACACAGCUUGAGUGGCAAAAUAAGUACUUGUCUGAUCCACUAGGUCUUGUUUGCUUGUGCUCUGACACAUCAUUCAUGUGGUCACUUUUUCACACGGUGACAUUCUUUGAGAAGGCACUUAAAAGAAGUGGAACAAGAAAAGGCAGUAUGAAUUUACAGAACAACUCAGCUGAAAGUUCAAAUUUUCUUCAUCCAAUGGCUUCUCAUCUUUCGUGGAUGCUACCUCCUCUCCUGAAACUCCUUCGUGCUAUACAUUCCAUUUGGUCUCCGUCCAUACAUCAAAUGUUGCCUGCAGAGGUAAAAGCAGCAAUGACCAUGAGUGAUGUUGAGUGGUCCAGCCUUCUUGGCGGAGGUAAUCCUAAACCAUUGAAGGGUGCUUUGACUUUCACAGACGGAUCACAGUUUGAGACUAGCCGGGAAGGAUAUGGAGAGCCUAAUGAAUCUGAUAUACGAAAUUGGUUAAAGGGUGUCAGAGACAGUGGGUAUAAUGUGCUGGGCCUGUCAGCAACCAUUGGAGAUCCAUUUUUUAAAUCGUUGGACUUCCACUCUGUUGCUGUGGCACUGAUGGAGAAUGUACAGUCAAUGGAAUUCAGGCAUAUAAGGCAACUUGUUCAUUCUGUUUUAAUAUAUUUGGUUAAAUUUUGUCCUCCUGAUAUGUGGGAGGCCUGGCUGGAAAAGUUGCUGCACCCAUUAUUUGUCCACUGUCAACAAGCUCUUAGCUGCUCUUGGUCCAGCCUUAUGCAUGAAGGUAGAGCAAAGGUUCCAGAUCUCCAUGGGAUUGUUGCUGGGUCUGACUUAAAAGUGGAAGUAAUGGAGGAGAAACUACUUCGUGAUCUGACUCGUGAGAUAUGUUCACUUCUCUCUAUAAUGGCCUCUUCAGGAUUAAAUACAGGGCUUCCUGCUUUAGAGCAGUCAGGGCAAUUCACCCGUGUAGACAUGUUGUCUCUGAAAGAUUUGGAUUCUUUCUCAUCAAGCUCUAUGGUUGGGUUCCUUUUGAACCACAAAGAACUUGUCCUUCCAGUGUUGCGGAUUUCCAUACAAGCUUUCACAUGGACAGAUGGUGAAGCCGUGACAAAAGUUUCUUCCUUCUGUACUGCGGUGAUUGUUCUGGCUAUAUCAUCAAAUAAUGAGGAGCUUCGACAGUUCGUUUCAAAAGAUCUUUUUUCUGCGGCUAUCCAAGGUUUGAUCCUUGAGUCAAAUGCUGUUAUCAGUGCUGAUCUGGUUGGUCUCUGUCGCGAAAUAUUCGUAUAUAUGUGUGAUAGGGAUCCAGCUCCAAGGCAGGUUCUACUCUCUCUUCCAUGUAUUACCCCACAAGAUUUGCAUGCUUUUGAAGAUGCCUUAACGAAGACAUCUAGCCCAAAGGAACAAAAACAACAUAUGAAGAGCUUGCUGUUGCUAGGUACUGGGAACCAGUUAAAAGCACUUGCUGCUCAGAAAAGUGUUAAUGUUAUCACCAAUGUUUCAGCAAGGCCACGCAGCUCAGUCAAUGUUCCGCAAACCAGAAUCGAAGAGGGGGAAACUGUGGGAUUGGCAGCCAUUUUGUGA
Molecule: messenger RNA, 5253 nt
Organism: Pistacia vera
Lineage: Eukaryota; Viridiplantae; Streptophyta; Magnoliopsida; Sapindales; Anacardiaceae
Product: protein HASTY 1-like
Exons: 34
Coding region: 1-5253 (1750 amino acids)
Biological process (GO): RNA export from nucleus; protein export from nucleus
Cellular component (GO): cytoplasm; RNA nuclear export complex; nucleus
Molecular function (GO): RNA binding; nuclear export signal receptor activity
Source: RefSeq, a predicted model, not a curated record